Erythranthe guttata (spotted monkey flower) is the source of this 2209-nucleotide messenger RNA. The record is from RefSeq and is a predicted model, not a curated record. Lineage: Eukaryota; Viridiplantae; Streptophyta; Magnoliopsida; Lamiales; Phrymaceae.
AUUCAUAAAGAAAGGGUUAAAAAAAUUCAAAAUCCUCACCAACUUUACACAAACAAAAUCCCCUUUUCAUUUUCAUGUUUUAUCCUACUAAACGGCGGCGUUUAGCUUUUCGCAAACAUGCUUUCGCCUUUUCUCGCCUUGUGAUUUUUCCUUUCUUUCUCACCGGAGAAAUUUUGUAAGGUGACUUUCUUCGGAGUUGCAGCAGAGCAUUGGCCUUCAUUCGCCGGUGGGUUCAAAAUAACUGUUUCCAAGUGAUAUUCAGUACCAAGAUUGUUUCAGAAGCGUAAAUUUCAGGUGAGAAGUGAAAAAAAGAAAUUAUGGUUGCAAAAGAUUAUAACAAAAUCAAAUUAUCGACCAAAGCCGAAGUGGGAGAAAUCGAUACCAGUGCACCGUUUCAAUCUGUUAAAGAUGCUGUCAAUUUAUUCGGUGAGGGUGCUUUUUCCGGUGAAAAGCCUCCCAUUCGGAAAGCCAAACCACAAUCUGCCGAUAGAGUGCUGUCAAAAGAGACACAGCUUCACUUGGUCGAAAAAGAGUUGAAUAGGUUGAAAGAACAGGUACAAAAUGCCGAGACUACUAAAGCUCAGGCUCUCUUCGAGCUCGAAGAAGCUAAAACGACCGUUUGGGAACUCUCUCAGAAGCUCGAAAGUAUAAACGAAUCCAAGAAUUCGGCUAAGCAAUUCAGAGAAGUCAACAAUUUCAAUUCUACAGAAACCGAAGGACCUUCAAAUCGAGCUGAAUAUACAGCUUUACUCACUGAACUUGAUGCUGCAAGAAAUGAGCUAAAGAGAAUUCGCCGAGAUUUUGAAGCCGCCAAACAGGGCAUUGAAGCUGAGAAAGCUGUCGAAGAAAACAUUGAAAAUGUUGGUGAGUUAUCGAAGGAGAUUGCCACUGUAAACGGCUCUAUUGAAGAGUUGAAGCUUACGAAUAAACGAGCAUUGGAAGAAGAAAUUGUGAUAUGUGCUGACAUGGACGAACAAAAGCAGUCAUGUAAGAACAGGCUCGAAGAAUUAGUGAAAAAGUUGCCCUUUUCGAAGAAAAAUAUUGAUCAUGGUGAACUCAUCAAGAAUCUCGAGAACGAACUGUGUGAAACAUUGGCGGAGAUUGAAGCUGCGAGGGCUAAAGAAUCACUGCGUAAAGUCGAAGAAGAGGGUAACUCAGAGAGGCUUCUAAUGGAAUCUCUUAAAGUAGAACUGAAUAACGUGAAAAACGAGCAUUACGAAUUGAAGGAGAAGGGAGCAGAAACUGAAACUAUUGCAGGUAAUCUCCAUGUGAAGCUCAGAAAAGCUAAGUACGAACUCGAAGAAGCAAUUGCGGAAGAAGCAAAAUCGAGAGGUGCUUCGGACGAAAUGGUUGCCACUAUCCGCCAGCUGGCAAUGGAGAGCCGUAGAGCCAAGCAAGAAUCUGAGGAGAUGAAAGGUCAAGUCGAAAAGCUGAAUAAAGAAGCAGAAGCUGCAAGAAUCGAUCUUGAAGAAGCAGAAACGAAGCUGAAAGCUGCUGUACACGAAGCCGAAGAAGCGAAAUCGUCAGAGGCUAAAGCCCUCGAAGAAAUUCGGAUGUUAUCCGAGCAAAUUAAUGCCACACGUCUGGAAAGUGGGGCCCGGGUUGUUACUUUAUCGAGGGAAGAGUUUGAUUUGCUGAGCAGAAAAGCGGAAGAGUGCGAGAAGUUAGCUGAGAUGAAAGUUUCGGCCUUAAUGGCUGAGGUGGCGGCUGUAAAAGUUGGUGAAAACGAGGCGAUGAGGCGAUGGGAGUGUGCGAAGAUGGAGAUUGAGGAUAUGAGAGCUCGAAAAAUGGAGGCGGUGAGGAAAGCUGAGAUGGCGGAGGCGGCAAAGAAGGCGGUGGAGGGAGAGCUUAGGAGGUGGCGGGAGUGUGAAGAGAAGAAGGCGGGGGAGGUGGCGGCAGUGGCGGAGAAGCAGAAGCCGGUGGAAAUGAAAAAGCUGGAAAAAGCUAAAACAAGUUCUUCUGUGGUUAAGAAAGUGAUGACGUCACCUGGUUUGAGUAGUGUGUUUUAUAGGAAGAAGAACCAUGGUGAGGGUUUUGGUUCUUCUACUCAGUUGUCUGGUCAACGGUUUUCUUGGUCAUAAUGUAGUUAGCAGUGUAUUAGUGGUUGACUUUUUGACUUGGGAAAUAUUGACUAAUUGUUUAACAAAGUCAACCCCCUUAAUCUUUGACUUCUACAAAGCAAUAUCAAUAACCAAUACAUUAUAUAUCA